AAAAUGCAAGUGAGCCACCUGGCUUCUCUCCUCUGCCUCAUCACCAUACAGGUCCUAAGCAAGAUCCAUGAUCCAUAUGAACAGGAAUGUGUCACCAGGAGGAUUCUCUGUCACCCGAAGGCCAUUUGCCAACUUGACAAGCUGACAUCUGAUUACUAUUGCCAGUGCCUGCCAGGCUACAAGGGGGAUGGAAUAAACAGUUGCCAAGACCCUGGGUUCCGCAUCACCAUUUCCAACGCAUCUGUUUGCGAUGGGUUCGGAGAGCAGGUCUGUCUCCUCAAGGCAAGAGAGAGGAAAGUCACCUUCAACAUCACAGUCUCCAUCUUUGGCAGACGCCGCCAGCACGAAGUGAGGUGGUACAAAUUCUACUCCGGCCAAAGCCCACAAUUCCACAGCUAUCGAAGAAAAUUGGCACUUGGGAAGAACAGGCCUCUGAGGAUGGUUGUGCAUGAACGUGGGCAGGCGCUGACACUACUUUCAAUCAAAGAGGAUGAUUUUUACCCAAAUCUUUUCUGGGCAGAAGUGAAUCCGAGCACAUCACCCACCAAGGCGGCCGUGGUUGAGGCCUAUGACCUGACAGGCUUCCAGCUGUUAAAUCCUUCCAAUCUGAGAUACUAUUUUGCUCUGGAGAGCAUGCCUAUAGAGGUCGGAGAGUUCUUGGAAGGGGACAACGUUGCCAUCCACUUGCCGAAAUACCUCCGGCUUCCUCCGUCCAGCUUUGUCCGGUGGAUCAAGGAGCCCCGCCCCAUGACGCUGCUGGACAGCCAUGCAGUGGUGUUGGCCAACGGCCUGGAUGAGAUUGAGAUCAGAGGAUUAAUGAACACUGACUUUGGUUAUUUCCGAGCACUUGUCUACGAUUUUAGCCCUGAUGUCCCCGGAAGGGUGUUAAAUGCCCAGAGACUCUUCUUAAUAAAUAGGGAUAUCACCAAAACCUGCAAUGGAAGCCGGGAUGAAAAACACUGCAAAUGCAAUCCAGGAUUUGAGGGAAAUGGUAUACACUGUGUUGACAUAGACGAGUGCAAGAGGGAGAUGCCCCUGAAUUGCCUGGAUGAAGCAACCUGCAUCAACACAUAUGGAUCGUAUUUUUGUCGCUGUCCGAAAGGCUUGGAAGGAGACGGCGUGCUCAGCUGCAUAGACAUUGAUGAAUGCACCAGGGAUUCCCAUGCCUGUGACCAGGACGCGAUGUGCUUGAACACCCUGGGAUCCUACUUCUGCGUUUGCCAAAGCGGAUUUAUCGGUGACGGUGUUCACUGUGAAGGUAAUGUUCACCUCUCUUCUCCCGUUACAGUAAAAAGCAGCUGGUCUCCGUGGUCUCCAUGGUCCGUCUGUUCCGCCACCUGCGGCCUCCAGAACCAGAUGCGCAUCCGGCAGUGCACUCACCCGGAGAGCGGCAUGCGAUGUGUGGGCCCUUCCGCUGAUCUCAAGCUCUGUCCUAAGAUGAAACCCUGCCCACACAACGGCCAUUGGUCAGAGUGGUCACCCUGGUCCGUGUGUUCAGAGACGUGUUCUGGGAUCAAGAAAAGGAUUCGAAUCUGCGACAACCCUGCUCCUUCCGGAGGGGGCCUGCCUUGUGAAGGGGAGAAGGAGGAGGUUGCGAUGUGCAACAACAGCCAGUGUCCAGUUGACGGAAUGUGGUCUCCCUGGGCAUCCUGGACUCCCUGCCCUACCACCUGCGGACUAGGAGUCGUGAGCCGAUCUCGGCAGUGCAACAACCCUGCCCCACAGCAUGGAGGGCAUAACUGCAGUGGGCAUGGGCACGAGCAAGGCUCUUGUGGAUUUCCGGAGGCUUUCUGCAAAUACCUGGCCAAACCAUCUGAAUCUAUAAAACUGAUUCAAUGAGUACCCAAACACUGGCCAAUGCAGCAGUGGGAAGAAUACCAGCAACCGGCCAAGUAUGGCUUCUCUCAGUUUGUGGGCCAAACUUCAUGGUG
Zootoca vivipara (common lizard) is the source of this 1931-nucleotide messenger RNA. NCBI's taxonomy places the organism in Eukaryota, Metazoa, Chordata, Lepidosauria, Squamata, Lacertidae. The record is from RefSeq and is a predicted model, not a curated record.